Molecule: messenger RNA, 939 nt
Organism: Oppia nitens
Lineage: Eukaryota; Metazoa; Arthropoda; Arachnida; Sarcoptiformes; Oppiidae
Product: kelch-like protein 20
Exons: 9
Coding region: 104-931 (275 amino acids)
Molecular function (GO): protein binding
Source: RefSeq, a predicted model, not a curated record
UAUUUACACAUUAAAUACAACUACAAUUAACAAUAAUGAUUAUAAUCAAUCAAUUGAUUUAUCGGACAAUAGUUUUAUCUAUAUAUGCGGCGGAUGGGACUUAAUGAUCAAUUUUUUUGCCGAUUGUUAUAAAUAUAAUCAUCAGUCAAGUGUUUGGCAAUCCAUACAAUCCAUGUCUACUGGGAAAAGUGAUUUGAGUUUGAUUUCAAUGGACACAAAAUUGUAUGCAAUCGGAGGGUUUAAUAAUGAAGGAUAUUCUUUCAAAAGCGUUGAAUCAUAUGAUACGCAAACAAAUCAAUGGAAAUCUAUAGCAUCGAUGAAUAAAAUACGCAGUCACCAUGAUGCAACUGUAUUGAAUAAUACAAUAUAUGUAUGCGGCGGUUAUUCUGAUUACAAUCAGUUAAAAACAUGUGAAUAUUAUUUACCAAAUACUGAUAAGUGGUCUUUUACGACACCAUUGAGUACUGUUAGGUCUAGUCUGGCACUGGUAGCACACAAUGGGUUUAUAUAUGCUAUCGGAGGCUAUAAUGAAAAUGUUGUUUUAAAUAUAAUGGAAAGAUUUGAAACAACUACACAACAAUGGCAACCAAUGGCUAAUAUGAAUUAUACCAGAUACUUUUUUGGUUCAGCAUCAUUUAUGGAUAAAAUAUAUGUUUGCGGCGGUUGGGGUAAUAGUGAUGGGAAAUCAUGCGAAUCAUAUGACCCGAAAACAAAUCAAUGGACACCAAUUGCAUCAAUGCUUUUAGAAAGAUAUGCAUUUAAAUUGAUUGCAUUCAAUGAUAAAUUAUAUGCAUUGGGUGGAGAAACAAAUGACUAUAAGCUAACAGAUACGGUUGAAAUAUAUGAUUAUAAAUCAAAUCAAUGGUCGUAUACUAAAUCAUUGCCAAUAAAAGUUUCAGACUUUGGGGCAACAGUUAUAACAAAAUUAUAAACCAACAU